Messenger RNA from Solea senegalensis (Senegalese sole), 1896 nucleotides. RefSeq names its product iroquois homeobox 1a (gene irx1a). Gene Ontology annotation, biological process: cell development; regulation of transcription by RNA polymerase II; neuron differentiation. The transcript has 4 exons. The record is from RefSeq and is a predicted model, not a curated record. Gene Ontology annotation, molecular function: DNA-binding transcription factor activity, RNA polymerase II-specific; RNA polymerase II cis-regulatory region sequence-specific DNA binding. Gene Ontology annotation, cellular component: nucleus. Lineage: Eukaryota; Metazoa; Chordata; Actinopteri; Pleuronectiformes; Soleidae. Bases 377 to 1867 code for a protein of 496 amino acids.
CUCUGAACGAGGAGGAGCUUGCAGGCUCAAGUAGUGGAUGCCAAUCAAAGCAUCAACUUCAAAUUGUAUCUGAGGGAUCAGCCUGGAGACCUCAGGGCCAGGCGCGUCAGUCGGAGCGCAAUUGUUGAUCUGAUCACAUCCAGCGGACUUUGCGCGAGAAAAGAGAGGAAGCCGAGAUUUAAGAGCGGGUUGUUUUGACUGCGUACACCUCUGUAUGUCUGUAGUAGCUGCGACUUUGGCUUGAACACUCUCCCUUCACUCCUGUUGGGUUUCUUUUUUUUUUCUUUUUUUCCCCUCUCAACUCACACCUUUGUUUUUUUUUUUUGUAAGCACAGUUUGUCGGACCAUACAGCUGUGCGACAUUUUGGUGGAGGAGAUGUCUUUCCCGCAGCUCGGCUACCCGCAGUACUUAAGUGCCUCCCAGGCGGUGUACGGGAGCGACAGACCGGGAGUGCUUUCGCCUUCGUCCCGUGGAGGGAGCACCGAAAUCGGGGGAAGUCCUUCCGCCACCGCGGCGGCGGUCACGUCAGUGUUGGGCAUGUACGCCAACCCGUACGCACACAACUACAGCGCUUUCUUACCUUACACAAGCGCGGAUUUGGCUCUUUUCUCACAAAUGGGAUCCCAGUAUGAUCUGAAGGACAGUCCCGGCGUCCACCCUGCCAGCUUUGCAGCACACACCUCCCCGGCCUUCUAUCCAUAUGGUCAGUUUCAGUACGGGGACCCGGCCAGGCCCAAGAACGCCACCCGGGAGAGCACCAGCACCCUGAAAGCCUGGCUCAACGAGCACAGGAAGAACCCGUACCCAACCAAGGGCGAGAAGAUCAUGCUGGCCAUCAUCACCAAAAUGACCCUGACGCAGGUUUCCACCUGGUUCGCCAACGCCAGGAGGAGGCUCAAGAAGGAGAACAAGGUGACCUGGGGGAGCAGGAGCAAAGAGGACGGGGAGGACGGCAACUUGUUCGGCAGCGGAGAUGAAGCGGAGAAGAAUGAAGACGAGGAGGAGAUUGAUUUGGAGAGCAUAGACAUAGACAAAAUCGACGACAACGACGGGGAUCAGAGCAACGAGGACGAUGACGAUAAAUCGACAGAGGGGGGCAGGGAACACAGAGGCGGUGUGGGUGCAGGUGUAGACUUGGACAGUUUGGAGAAAAGACGGGCCUUCGCCCUGCAGGCCCACGAGGCCUUUGAUAAAUCAAAGAGCACAGUUCCAGUUCACCCAGGGAGUAAAGAGAACUCUGACGGCAACAACAACAACACAACAAGAGUUUUUUCCCCGGACAGAUCCGGGACUUUUCCUCUCCCGUCGAACAACAAGCCUAAGAUAUGGUCUUUAGCAGAGACCGCGACGACUCCUGAUAGUUCCUCUCAGAAACCCACGUCCCCCGGUGGCCCAGCAGCCACCACGCAUCCAUCAGCCCCACAGCACCAGCUCCAAACCCACCCGGCCUUCCUGCCCAGUCACGGACUGUACACUUGUCAGAUUGGGAAGUUCCACAACUGGACGAACGGGGCUUUUCUAGGCCAGAACUCCCUGCUCAAUGUGAGGUCGUUUCUCGGGGUGAACCAGCACCAUCAGCACCACCACUUGCAACAGCAGCAGCAGCAGCAGCAGCAACAGCCGACGUCAGUGGUGGUGUCUCCGGUAGCAGCUGCAGCAGCACUCAGCAAUGACAGCAAGGCCCAUGCAGAGAGCCACAGUCCCAAACAUAUAGACCAUGAAAACGGUGCAAGGUCUGUUUCGCCUCCAUCACAGACCCUGAAGUCCUCCUUUCGACCCAUCCACGACAGAUCAUCUCUGCCUUCCAGCACCAGGAGUCCACAAGACGCCACGCAACGGGUCCUCACUGCUCUCUCCUCGGCUUGAUCAAGACAUUGUUUUUUCGUGCUUUGAAA